This is a messenger RNA of Hibiscus syriacus, 726 nucleotides long. RefSeq names its product membrane-anchored ubiquitin-fold protein 2-like. Bases 124 to 474 code for a protein of 116 amino acids. The transcript is spliced from 4 exons. Gene Ontology annotation, molecular function: protein binding. NCBI's taxonomy places the organism in Eukaryota, Viridiplantae, Streptophyta, Magnoliopsida, Malvales, Malvaceae. The record is from RefSeq and is a predicted model, not a curated record.
ACUCUUGGUGUCUUUACUGCAAUCAUAUUGAGCUUCUUCUUUUUAUAUGCAAUUAAGGAGAAAAGUCCCAAGUAAAAGGAUCUUGUGGGGUUCAGAUUUUGAAGUCUUUUAAGGUUUCUGGAGAUGGCUAGUGUCCAAGAUCAACUAGAAAUCAAGUUUAGACUGAUCGAUGGAUCGGAUAUCGGGCCAAAAAAAUUCCUUUCUGCAACCACUGUUGCAACCUUGAAGGAAAGUGUCCUUGCUCAAUGGCCUAAAGAGAAGGAGAGUGGUCCGAGUACAAUGAGAGAUGUGAAGCUCAUCAGUGCAGGGAAAAUAUUGGAGAACGACAAAGCAUUGGGAGAGUGCCAGAGCCCUAUUUGUGAUAUUCCAGGUGGAGUGACGACUAUGCAUGUCAUCGUUCAACCUCCUCUGGAGAAAGAAAAGAAAGAAAUAAACCAAUCGAAUUCGAACAAAUGCGUGUGUGUCGUAUUAUAAUCUGCGGUUUGACGAGGGACGACAUGAUUUUCAGGUGAUGAAGAGUGCCAAAACUGGUAUAGAAAAUGAAGUUGCAGACUUACGGAUCGAGGAUGGCGAUUGGCAAUGGCAUCCUGCGUGUUUAUCAUAUAGCUGCUCAUGUUUGGUGUUUUCUCCUUCUUUUGCUGUUCUAUUCCUUAUAUGUGUAAAUAGAUGAUUGUCCGUCCACUUAGUUCUCUCUGUUGUUUUCACAUAAAUUAGGCUUGAAUCUCG